CAUUCGAAGAGAGCGGUCCGGAUUUUUUGCAGCGCGCGACAGGUCCAUAGUAUUUUCCUUUUUCUGUGUACAUUCACAACCACAACAGUCAUCAAUUUAUUAUUAUCAUCAUUAUCGUUCGACGGUUGUUGAUGUUGUUUUCACGCUCAUUCAAUCAUCAUCAGCAUCAGUAGUAGCAGCAGGCAGUGUGUAGCGGCAAUAGCAACAAUCCAGUCGCCAACCAGCUAAUAGCGCUUUGCUCUUGUUGCAUACUCACAGACUGCCUGAAUGAGGAGGCACUUGUGCAUGAGGCCGCCCCGCUUGGCUAUAGUUUUGAUUCCGCGGCGGCGGAGCUCACUUGAUAUCAACGCGCGAGAGAGAUAGAAACAACGGAGGGAAUUCCGUGAGUGUCGUCCUUUGCUGCUUCGCGUAAUUUUCUCCCGUCGUGUCAAUUGUGCUUGCGUGCGUGUCCCAAAGUUUUUUCUUCUUUGAGUUGCCGCUUCCUCUUUGUGUGAUUCCGGUAGCGGGUGGGUGGUGAAGUUAGUGGUGUGGGACACUCCUCCAGGAAGGACCUAGUAGGAAAAAGUUGAUUACAGAGACAAAGGACAUUGAGUGCUUGAGCAGUGUGAAGGGAUGCGUCGCUUAUGCAAAUGGGAGCAAGGAAUUUCUGCUCGAGCGUGAAAAUCCAAAUUUAUAUGAAGUGUAAAAACAAGUGAGUUGGCGCGCAGUUUGGGGAGGUUGUGCAGAAGGUGAAAGGCGAAGCAGAAUCAUUUAGCUGAAGCAUUCGCAGCCGUCGCCGUCUUGGUCGUCAUCGCAACAACAUCGAGCUGACUUUGUCGUCAGUCAGUGGGGCGGGCGGUGUGCGAAUUUGGGUGACGACGAAGAGCAACAGAGCGCCAACCAAGUGGAGAAGAAUGGUGACCGUCUGCUGCCGCCGCUGCCUUUCUAUCUACCCUGGAAGUGUUCAUCAGCAACAGCCCCACAGACUGGCCCGGCAGUGCUGUAAUUUAAAACCAGUGCAAAAAAGGCUCAGUUUGUGCAAACGAAGGGGAGAUACGGCCAAGUAGGAAGGUGGACGAGGCAACGCUAAGCAGCAGUACGUGAGGUGGAUUUUCUUGCCUUCGCUCCGGCAGCAGUGCUUCCAAUAUCAACAGACAACACGCAUCGCUUGCGCUUCGUCAUAAUUCAGAGUAGUGCUUGCACGCGCGUAUGUUUUGAAGGAACUCUCGUUCGGUGCUGUUAUGUGCCGCGCGGCGGACGGAGGUGGUUGGGGGGCCACACACUUGUUUACUAGCUGGGUUCCUGCCAACGAACGCCUGACGUAGUCGUCGUGGUAGCGCAGCCCCAAAGAAGAGCCAAAAGAAUGUUUCAUUUUGUUGGUUGGCUGAAGAGUGUUCGGUGGGCAUAGACCGUAGACUACGAGCUGUGAAGAAGGCCAUAUGUGUCGAUUUAACAGAAGGGGCAAGGCGUAGUGGGUAAACGAAAGAGAGUGCGACGGUUGAGCAGAUUACUGGAAAUUGCGCACCUACCGGCAAACGGAUAGAAAAAAAAUUAACCGGAAGAAGAAAAACAUAUCGUUUUGUGAGUGUGUGAUUAGCGUUGUUAUAUCGGUAGAUCGGCAGAAAACGCAGUGAGAGAUUGAUCUAAAAUACUUUGGACGACCAACGGAUGUGGGAGCAGAGCAAAGAAUAGAUUUCAACAAGCAUGGCGCGCAAGAAGGGAGCUACCAAAACAAAACCGAAUGGCAGGAAGUCGGCGUCUGAGGCCAAACAAACGGAUAAGAAAGAUGCCAAAGUUAAAGAUGAUCCGGGUGGAGGACUUCCGCCCGCUAUGGAAAAAUCGAACAGCUGUAGCGAAGGCAAACCUACGUCAGUGAGUCAACAGCACCCAAACAGCCUGUCGAAUUCGACGGCGGAAAAUAGAGGACUGCAUCAUCAUCAGAAAACGCAGCAGCACCACCAGCCGCAGCAAGCACCCACCUCGAACCAGUCCCCUGCUGCCGCCAGCGCGAAUUCCUCCGAUCUUAAGUACCUGCAUAAGAAGUUUAAGCGAAUUGCCAGUGCCACACUGAGCACUUUCGACGACAGUGGCAGUGAAUCGAAGAAGCUCGUUACGCUCGCAGCGCCGAGUCUUAGCGGUACGACCACAUCGACGCCAACGGCGAUAGCAAGUGCAAUCAGCGAUUCAGGCCGUGUCGUCGCCUAUUCCGCCGUGAGUUUGCCAAACUCAGCGACGACAACUGCGACGGUGAACUCGGCCGUCGUUGAACCUCCCGUUCAGCAGCAGCUGCAACCAUGUGCCAACAGCAACAACAACAACAACAUCCAAAAGAAGGAAAGUGAUUUGGUCAACCCGUACGAAGCGAGUGCGGCGGUGCGUUUUCGACCAGCAGUAGAACACUCGCGGACUGUGAUCGAUGGGGACGGCUAUCAAAGUCGACUCCAAUUAACCUUUCCUAGCGGUACCGGUCGGGUACAUCAACGGCCGCAGCAGCAACAGAUACAACAGCAGAGUAACGGUGCUUCCUUGAAUUGCGCCAACCACAUCGGUGGUGGCAGCAGUAAUAGUUUUAUUAUCAGCAACAACCAUAUUCCUGUGAGAAAUGUAGAGUGUGGUGACGAUACGACUAAACCCUACUAUCCCAGUGUAAAUAAUAACAGUGUUAUCAAUACAAGUUGUGAUCUAAACGAGAAGAAUCAGUGUAGUGACGGUGACGGCAGCAGUGGACGAAGUAGUAGUAGUGGCAGUGCGUUAUCAGCGCAUGAGUUGGCAAACCAGCAACCCGAACAAAAGUACGUAGUCGUCCUUCAGCAUCCGCCGCAACCGUCUCCAGUGUACGAUCCCUGUGGUAAUAACAGUGCCAGUACGACGUCUAUGGUUCCGUCGGUGGAGGGGUCCGUCGCGUCACCACCGGUGGUAACGAGCAGUAGUAGUGCUAGCGCUAGCGGGACCACCAUCCCCGGAAAGUAUGUGUGUCCGUACUGUCGGUUGAACUGCAACAAACCAUCGGUACUUGAGAAGCAUAUCCGGCGGCACACCAACGAGCGGCCCUUUCGAUGCGAUCCCUGUGGGAUGGCAUUCAAGACCAAAAGUAACCUGUACAAGCAUUGCCGAUCUCGAGCCCACCGAUCGAAAUUCCCAGACAAGGACAUUGUAUCCACAUUGGACGAGGACGGUUCCCUAGGUUCCGAUAUCGAAGACAAAGAACUGAGCAACAGCGGAUCUGAUAUCAUCAAUCGAGGAUCGCCGAUGAUGGAUGACCGUGUGCACUCGCCCCAGCUCCUGGUGGAGAAACCCUACAAACCCAAGUUCCACAACGCAGCCCUGUACGCCAAGUUCGAUGGAAACAAGCUUGGGGCUGCGGGAAAAACGGUUCCUACGUCGAUUUUCGUUAACAACAACCACCAACAGCAUUACAUCAGUAGUACUGUCAGCAGUGGCAGUAAUUACAAUAGUAACAAUACAACGAUGAACAUGGUUAGUCAUUCUGUUCCUUCAACGCCGCAUUAUCUGAACGGUCAAAAUGUGGAAUCCCUGGAGCAGCACAUCUCAAAGCUGAUCUCCGACAACGAAGCCAUCGUGGAGGUGGUGGAGCUGCCUCUGCAGAAAAAGUAUCACAAAAUAACCGGCAUCACGCGAGGUAUUUCGACUAGCAAUAGCGCUAGUGCGACCGGCAGCUCAGCUGGUCAGGAUUCUGCGAGCUCGAAAUUGGCGAAUGCUUUGCUGCAGAAGCGAAACAGUGAAGAACUGCAACAGCAGCAAUUAUUGAUGCUACAGCAACAGCAUCAGAUGCAGCACCAACAACUUCAAUCCUAUCCCCCGAGUGAAUCUGCCAAGCCAAAGACGAUGGUAGCACAAAAUGCCUACGUACAAAACCACCAUCCGCCGGUGGAAACGAUGGAAGUGAUGCAUCAACUACCAGCACAACAGCAACAGCCUCAGAUGGUGGUUCGUCCCAUGAGUGCCAACGAACUGCAACCGCAACAAGUACAAUAUCAUCAACCUUUAAAUUUAAGUAAGCCCGUUCCAAGUGAACAACCAUCUAGGCUAGUUAGCGAGAUUCCAGUAGUGGCAGAACCAUCUCGAAAGCGACCUCCAAGUGAAACUCCCCGAUACAGUCGAGAACAAUCACCAGCUUCGUCUUCCGCGGUGCAAUAUCCAUCGACGUCCGUCGUGUAUCCCCAACAGCAAGUUCCACAGCCGAGUCAACCAGCUCCUCCAUCUACGCAAUCAGUUACUGUUAGCGAUCAUCCCCAAAACCCGGAAAGAUCUAUUAUCAAGGAUCUUCUGUUGAACUCGCGCGAAUUUGGUGUAGUUCAGAAUCCGGAAAACGAGAACAUCGAAAAACUAUUUACUUGCAAGUCAUGCAAUACUAGCUUUCGGGAAGCUGAAAUUCUCAAAUACCAUACCAUUUGCUUUUGCAAAGGUAACAGCAGCAACCUGAACAGCCCGGACAGUAGUGCUUCGAUGAGCCCGGUGGGAUCGCCUUCAUCGCACUACAUGCGAAGUAAUCGAUUCAAUCCAAGCACUUUGAAAAAUAUUGCGCGUGGAUUGUUGGUUCCUCCGCAGAGGAACCCAGCCCCACUUUCUAAAUUAGCGAAAUCACAGCUAAGACUGCCUCGGUCCCGGCCGGAAAACAUCUCCGUGCCAGCGAAGGAAAGCAGCAGUAGAUCGAGUUCUGCUACCAGCACCACGACGAAUCCCGCACCGGAAAUUCAGGUCACACCACCGAUCGUUACAAAAAUCGUAGACGUAGUACAAAAUCCUCUGCCAUCGCCGGGACCUCUGCUGGGCAAUACUCGACUAGUGGAUUUUCAGACCAGUAAAAACGAGUCCUAUAGCACUAAGUGUGCCGCAGAACCGAAUCUUAUCGUAUCUCAUGUGCCAAAUGAAGCAACUCCACCUCCCAAGAGACAGAUUAUGGUUCAAGACGUUGAGCCAAGGCGAUCGCAGCAUCCCAGUUUGCAAUUAUUUGGAGGAGACCUGGAAGUGAUAGAGCGACAGGAUCAAAUCAUACCGCAUCGGUAUUCGUCCGGGGGUACUAUUACUAGGUUUUCACCAGAUGGGGACAGCGAGAUGAACGACUCAUCGUUGAGAAAUAGAUCAAGCAUGCACUCUGGUGGGACUGUUGUCCAACUUUCGAAGGCGAAUCAUAGUUUGUCUCCCAUUUCAAUAAACCCCUCCACGCCGAAGUUGGUCGUGACAAUCACUCCGUCUUUGACACCAGCUCUUACGACACCAAACUUUUUCCACAAUAGUCAACAGCAAACGCCUUCCGAGAGACCUAGCAGCAAUCCGAAUUCCUCCAGCGUUCACCCUAUUAGUCACUUUCAGUUCCCGCCAAUUAACUCAAUUACUGCUUAUAACCCAUUGACACUGCCGCAGGUGUCACCAGGUCAAGCAUCGCAAAUCAUGCAUGCCGGCAAAAUGAUUCCUUACGUGCAGGGAAUACCCGGUCCCAAUUCGAUGAUGGCUUCAAAUGAAGCACCAUUGAGAGGACGGCCUAGACUGGCGGCAAGCCCAAUUAGCAUCAAAACACCACCCAUCACUUCGAUCCCGACGGGAUACAAAGGCUUCGACCCGGAUGACGUCGUUCGAAAUAAGAAACCCAUUUUGGUUGUUCCUCCCGUUAAGAACGGCAUGUUUAAGGAAAUCUGGUCGCCAGCCAAGCAGGAGUUCAGCUCAACCCCGAAGAAGAGUUUCAACUUUACUCGAAUCGCUGACAAUAUCAGUCCUCGCAAAAAAGAGAUAACCGAACCGAUGAAAAAAGAAGAGAUUAGAUAUUUUAACUUCGAGAAUUUUAUUUCGAAAUCGGAAAUCAUUAUCAAACCGAGCACUCCCUCUGAAAAUGUAAAACCAGAACUCGCUGAAAUGAAACCUUUGGAUAUACCACCACCUCAGACGGUGGUCCAGAAACCGAAAUUCCUGCGGCCAAACUCACUGCCACUGAAGCCUGGAACCUUUACCCCCAAGCGCCACCACGGCAUUACACCAACGCACAACACAAUGCCAUUGAUCUCGCCGGAAACCCCGCGGCCUUCCAAGUCCUGCCGUGAGCUAUACUUCAACGGCCACGCGUACACCAAUAUUGGGCUCAAGUCAAGCACCAAGCCCUUCUACUGCACCGUUAACAAGACUCAGCCAUUCUACGUCCAAACGCAGAAGCAACUGUCGAUGUACAGCAACUGGCAGGUGCAUCCGGAAAACGACCCGCAUCCGCUCGGGUUCAAGCCGAUCCAGGUAAUGGCUCUUUACCAAAGCAACCAACAGGGUGACCUCAGCUACUCGACAGCUAGCAAGCCGCUUGCUUUAACGGUGGUCAGUUCCAGUUCGGCCAACCAGCCCAUAAUGAACGCCGUUGAAGUGAAAAGUAACUUCCCCAGCUAUUCAGUACCACGACUUGCUUCACCUGCCCCUAAAUCGGGCGGAUUCUAUCCCUACAAUCCGGAAAAGAGUGCCGCCUCCAACGACAGUAUUCCACCGAGAAGUAAUUCAACCGAACGGACGUUGUCUGGAGGCUUCGAAAGUACCGAAGAGUAUACGUACGUGCGUGGUCGAGGCCGAGGGAAGUUCGUCUGCGAAGAGUGUGGAAUUCGCUGCAAGAAACCUUCAAUGCUGAAGAAACACAUCCGCACCCACACGGACGUCCGGCCGUACUCCUGUCAACAUUGUAGUUUUCACUUCAAAACGAAGGGGAAUCUGACUAAGCAUAUGAAGUCGAAGAGUCAUUUCAAGAAGUGCACGGAGCUGGGCCUGAAUCCGAUUCCGACCAGUGUGGACGACGAUAGCGGCGACAUCGACAUCGAGAACGAUCAGCAGUCGAUUUCGAGCGAGCAGACGUCGACGAUUCCGUUUGAUUCGGACAGUGAACCGGAUAGCGAUGGGGAUGAGAGCGACGACAGUGCAGACGAUGGUGGAUCGAAAGGAGGACGGCUACCAGAGCAUGAAGCAGCCCACUGCUUGUUGUCACUAUCGAUGACACCACCUACUGCUUCUCAGGUUACUAAGAGCUACCCCAGUCCAGUAUCGUUCGGAGGUGGGAAUCAAACCAUGGAACGCAGUCGGCUUCCUUACGCACCCACUGUUUCUCCUGGUCUGGCACUAUCUCCACCACAGUUGCCCUCACAUCAACAUUUACCACAGCAAUCACAACCUACCCAAAAACAACUGCUCGUGCAAGCUCAGCCAGAUCCAUCGAACCAGUCACAUCGACGAAUAAUCACAUUCGGAAACACCCCUAAAGUGGAGUUUAACCUGCUGAAGCAUGAACAGUACUAUUCUGAUCCAAACAUCAAUAAGAAAAAGCGCGAGUACAAUCCUUCCUUCGAUGAAGAUGAUGGAGCGAAGCCAAUGGAUUUGACUAAAAAACCCAGAGAACAACUUCCGUCUGAUCAAUCGGCCUACCGCGUGUAUAGUCAAAUCCCUGGACAUCAAUCACCUAAUCCAGCACCAAAGCUGCCUCAGUGUGAAUACCCGCCAUCUAAUCUCAGAUCACAAGUCAUCGUUCGUGUAUCAGACGUGGUUACUCCCAUAACUGGCGCUGCCAAUCUCUUAACUACGCUGGUCUCCAACACAGACAAGAUUCCGUUCCCGAUGAUGUCAAACGGUAAUAAAGAACUGGCCGAUGACAACGUACAUUUCCAGGAGUACAUUAAACAGCGGGCUCUGUUCGAUAGUAAAAUGAAGUUGAGUCAGAUGAAGAGCAUUAACAACAACCAGUACGAAACAGAAGAAAUCCGACCUACGGUGGAAAUCGUCAUUCCUGUAGAACAACCAACCUUGCCAACAACUAAGCCCGUUCCGUCUAAGAUCACAGAGAAACCCUAUCGGAUAUACAACGGAAAAAAUGAAACACUACCUAAGCUCGUUGUUGAAUCGGCCAAUCGAAUUGAAUUACUGCCAAUUGUGAAUGAACCUAGCAGGGAGUCGUCGGUCCCCAUUGAAACAAUGAGAGUAGAAAAUGCGGAACCUAAAGUGGAAUUAGCUCACAGUUCUCGAAUGGAAACACUGGCGGAAGUAGCGGCCGGCAGUGUAAAAUUGGACGCUACUGCGGAUCCGAUGCGGCCUCGAAGUAACAGUUCAAUCUCCACCGAUCAACUAUCCGCUCAUCAAUCGUCUUCCACACCUGCCGCGGCUCCAAUCAUCAAAGAAAGCGCGAAGAGUGUUGUGUCCGAGUACCUGAAAUUGACCAAAUCGGUCCCAAUUCGUAAGCGGGAAGACAGCGAAAGUGGUACGGCCUCAGAUCAGGAGACAAUAGUUGAGAGCAACAAAACCGCACCACCGAUAGUGGCACCAAUCGUUCCUCCGGUGGUUGUUGUUCCACCAACGGCUGCUCCUGCUACCGGAGAAAUGGGGGGUAUCCUAGCGCGAACGGUGGUUGUUGGAGAAGACGGUUUCACGACGUCCGCCAGUACUUCGUCUCUGAGUCCCUUCCAAGAAGACGGUGGACGACCAGUUUGCGAAGUAUGCCACAAAAAGUUCCACAAAAUAUCUCAGCUAAAAAUGCACAUGAAUAUUCACUACAUGGAGCGGAAGUUCCGGUGCGAGCCUUGUGGAACCAGUUUUCGAUCUCAGGGCUUGUUUCAAAAACACGAAAGAUCUGCCACCCAUCGAAAUAAGGUUUCGAUGACGACCACGUUCGGUAUCGCUACCGACUCCAACCCACGGCCGUUUUUCUGCAAGGACUGUGGCGUCGGCUUCCGGAUACAUGGACAUCUGGCGAAACACUUACGUUCAAAGCUGCACGUUCUCAAAUUGGAAUGUCUCGGUAAGCUACCGUUCGAAACGUACGCAGCUAUCGAACAGUCCGGUACGAACCUGACGGAAAUCGACACGACUGAUUGCGAGAAUUCGCUGUCGAGUUUGAAGAGAUUGGCGAUGCGUUUGAACGUGAAGGAUCCCAACAAUAUUCUACUCGGGGGUGGGGGCUCGGAUGCGGCACCGAGUGGGAACGAAACCGACAGCUGUGAUGAUAAUCCGUACGAGAAUGACAACGAAUCGAACGGGGAGGACGACAGUCCGGAACUGAUUGCUAGCAACCAUCGAGGCACCGAAGAGGAAGACGACGACGAUGAUGGAGAGACUAGCGGAGGGGACCAGCAGGGCGGAAAUAAUAACUUCCUGAAACGGAAGCCGGACAGCGAGUCCGAGGGAGGUGAAAUCAAGCGGCCUCGGUUUCAGGGUCCGGCGCCGAUGGAACAACAACCGCAACUGCAUGAGAACAUGAUUUCGGUGGCCGGCGGUGCGAUGGGAGAGACGUAGCGAAAUGUUUUGUCCCAUAAGUAAUUUAGUAGAGUGUGCCAAUCUGGUGAGUAUGCCGGAGUCUGUGAGGUAGUUCGCGGUUGAAAAUCUCGUAAAAUGCCGAAACGGAAGUGAUAAUUAUUUAGUGAGAGGUUUGAUCAAAACGGAAGGUGAUAGAGAGCUGUUAAAAAUGCAAGAGUGCAUAGCAUACACAAGUUAUAAUUUUUAGAAGAGUAUUAUAGAGGAUUCUACGAAGAUCGAGUUCUAUGGAUGGUAUUUGUUUUCCAACCGGGGUACACUUUAUCGCAGUUGAUAUUUCAAAUAGAUCAAUAACAGUGCUGAUCACUUUCAUUUUUCUUUAGACUUAGAUUUUGCAAUCGUCACGAGGAAAGCAUUGAUUUUUUUUUUCAGAAAAUAUUUAAAAGAUUUGAGAUACACUUUUAAAUUUGAUAAGAUUGAUAAAAAGAAAUUUAGGAAUCAAAUAUUCUUUUUCUGGUGAUCAGCUUCUUUGAAAUUCAAACUUAAUUAACUAUACCUUGUUAACACUACAUUCUAUCCCACGUCAAGCUCAAUUCUUAUGGUUUUUUUUUCACAUUAGUAAAGAAUAAAAACAUAGUUUCCUUACGGUUUAAGUUACCUACAAAGAAUCCAAAUGAACUCUCAAAACCUCUGUCUUCCAAAAUAAGGCUGUUCACUAAAAUUACCAAACGAAUGACCUAUUCACACCAUUAUUUCGUCAUUUAGAAUGUUAGUAUGUACUCCAUAUGAGAUGUGUUCUUUUAUCACUUGUGUGGAAACUCUUCGAAAAAAUAAAUUCAAAUUGAAGGACAUUUUGUGCAAAGCGUUGUUAAAGAUUGACCAAUAUUAUCACGUGUCUUUACGUCAACCAUUUCUCCCCACAUGGCGUACAGUCUAUGCACUCAACAGCAUUCAGAACACGACUUUCUUUCCAACGAUCGGCCUAUAGGGUAACCAAAUCAAGAUUCACUACGAAACCAUUGUAUUGUACCGAAUCAAUCAACAAUAUUAACUAAGAGUAAAAAGUGCCAAUUCUAAAACAAUAACAACUGAAUAUAAAAGGGCAACGUCUAUCGUUUAGUUCGAGACCCAGGUUGUAUCGUAUGCAACAAUUGCAUGGAGCUCAGCCCAGCUAAAAUGCAUCGUAUCCUAUAUAGUGAGAGAGUAGUUUUAUAUGGCUUUCUAUUUUUAAUUUUAAACACAUAGUUAGUUAUUGUAUCUAUAGCGAGAAGAAUCUAAUUUUGUUUCCAAGCGUUUUUAGUUCUGUAAGAGCCUACUAUCAGAUAAUGAGAUGAGGAAUUAGUUGAACGCAUUAGUGAUAUUUUAAAUUCGUUUCAAUAACAUCAACAGCCAAUAGCUUUAAUAUUGUUUUACUUUUAGGAAAACCUUUUCGUUGUUUUCACUGGCUUCCGCAUCUUUGUGUAGCUUAUGUUGCAAUUUAUUACAGAAAACGAAAUAUCUUCUGGUAUUGAACGGUGAAUCGCCAGUAGACACAACCAACCGUAAUGUGAUCAUUUAUUUGUUAGUAACGUGCAAGUAGAAUUUAUGGGACGUAAUACUCUUGUGUGAGUGGUAGAAUCAAUUGCAUAGGAGUGGGUAUGAUUCGUACAUCAGUUCGAUAAGACGCUUAGUUUUGAUACUUUCACAUUAGCGAUUUUCAGUUAAUCUUCUGCUUUUGAAUCGCACGAAUUGAUUGGAUAACAUUACCACCUAUUACAACUAUUCUACGAAAUUUUGUAAACAUAACUUUUGGGUUACACUUUGUAUGAAAAGAAAAACGGCAAUUGAGGAUCGCCGGAAGGAAGUUCUUCAAAAUAUUUGUAUAUUUUCUUUUUUAGCGUGAUUUCCGAUUGUAGAUAACCCCCAGUAUGUGUAUUACAUAAAAUAUAUAUUUUUAUAUACGGAAGCAUUGGAGUUGCUUGAAAACUAUCCAUAUAUUCGUGAACAUACUUUUCUAUUGGGAUAUGCAACGAGAAUUCCAUUCAACGGAAAUAACAUUUAUAGGAAUGUGUAUGAUAUUGUAACAAUAUUCUUCACUCUGACAUCGAUAUUCGUACUAAAAGCCGAAAGUGACAGUAUGUACUUUUGCAUAUCAUUUUAAAAAACGUAAUGAAAAACAGAAUCAAAGACCAUACGCGAAAGAGAAGAAGAAAAAUUUAUCUACCGAAUCACUUACUUUCUGAGCAAAUAUUUUUGAUGGAUUUACAAUUCGAGUGAAAAUCACCACAUAAAUUCUUAUUAAAAAGGGAAAAAACAUCAUUCGAAGCAGCUUGAGUUCUUCCUCCAUGAAACCAAAAUAAGUAACCAAUAUAUCUGUAUUCCCAUCGGAAAGUUGAAUCGAGGGAAGCAUUGCAACAUACCUGAGAUUCAUCUGAUAAUCCCCACCCCUUCCCUCCCUGUACUUGUUUAACACUGAAAGGGCCAAACUUUGUGCAUAUAUUAUAUUUCAUUCAAUUGAUGACGAGAGGGUCAUUAUUAAAGAUAACUAAAUGAUACAGAUGCAGAUGAGACCUACAAAUAUAUUUAUUAUAUAUUUUUUGUACAAUUGUAUAGUCUAGCGGGAGUGAGUGUAUGAGGAAUGAGAGUAUGACAGCGUGUUCGAGACAUAUGGGAUAGAAGUUUAGAGUAAAUUAACUAACAUUGUAAAAAUCGUCGUGAUCGGCUAGCCGUAAGUAAAACAAAACAGUGAAAAUAAAAAUGGAAACAAUGCAUGUGAAAUAUUCAAAUGUGAA
Molecule: messenger RNA, 11969 nt
Organism: Armigeres subalbatus
Lineage: Eukaryota; Metazoa; Arthropoda; Insecta; Diptera; Culicidae
Gene: shn
Exons: 9
Coding region: 1684-9240 (2518 amino acids)
Biological process (GO): regulation of transcription by RNA polymerase II
Cellular component (GO): nucleus
Molecular function (GO): zinc ion binding; RNA polymerase II cis-regulatory region sequence-specific DNA binding; DNA-binding transcription factor activity, RNA polymerase II-specific
Source: RefSeq, a predicted model, not a curated record